CUGCCGGUAUUUUGCGCCAAACAAUCAGAGCUCGAAACGUUGCAAAGCGUCGAGAUCGCGAUCUCACAGACGAGCUGAAUGGUGGGGAUCACCAACCCCGCUGGCAUCUGCCAAGUCGUCCGUGCGCACCGCCCAAGCUCACCAGAUGAACCCCUGCCCAGAUGCAAGUGCCGCCCUUGUCAGUGACAGCAUCGCUGCUGAGCUACGUCAUUGGCGCAAAUGACGGGAGUGGUCACGUUCAUCUCAUGUUCCAGCAGCCCAUCUCGGAGGGCUUUUUUGAACACUUCUUCCACCCGGCCCAGACGACGACCCCAACUGCAUUCUCUCUGCUUGGCUUCAACCUCUUCGCAAACCUUUGUUGGAUGUUUUUUCUGGACCACAGGGGAUCCACCAUUCCCGCCAGUUGUCCCCGCCGAUCAAAGCAGCCACUUGCCUGCUCGCGAACUAUCGUCGCGCCGGCUCGUCUUGGCAAAAAGAUCUCUUCUUGUUGUGUUUUUUUCUUGCUGUUGUGACCCCGACCUCCUCUCACGCCCGUCGUCUGAUCACGCAGGCGGAACACUUGGAAUAAAACGUGCAGACCGUCCGCUCGUCUCUGCAACUCUAUUUUUCUCGCCUCGAACCCAGACCACACGACAUACAAGUGGCCAAUACGACAAAAAUGGCGAUUGGGAAUUUCACGCUGAGCUAUAUGCUCUUCACAAUCCUCCACUUCUGCCAGUUUGUCCUCGCCAUUGCCGUCUGCGCUCUCUAUGGCGUCGAACUGGACCGCGCCCGUAAGGCGAACGUGAGCGGUGAUUCCAAAUGGAUCUACGCAGAAGUAGUAGGCGGCCUCUCCGCCCUGACAGCCCUCCUCUACUGCAUCCCCUACAUCCUCCGCUUCGCCGCCAUCUGGGUCUGGAACCUCGUGCUCUUCAUCCUCUGGAUCGUCCUCUUUGGCAUCUUUGGCAAAAUGUACAUCAAUGAGAACCCAGAGGGCAACCACGACAUUGUGCGCAUGCGGAGCGCCGUCUGGGUCGUCCUUGCCAACGCCAUCCUCUGGCUCGUCAGCUUCAUCGCCAACCUGACCUACUGGUGGAUGCACAAGGAGAGGAGGAGCAGGUUUACCAGCCGGGCCAGGGUUUAGGAGGCAUGGUUGGAUAAGGAGAAAGGUGUUUGGAGGUGAUUUCGGCAAGUUGGAAAGGAGCGCGGAGUCAUCAAGGGGGCAAUUUUGGCUUUGUGGACCACAUGUUGGAAGAGGGAUCAUGGUGAAUUGUCCUGUCUGGGUGUUCACAUCGUGGUAAGCGCACAACCUUUUGACGGAAUUGGUACGCGAGGGCGUGAUGGAUUAGGGGUAGGGAUGGAUGGUAAUAAUGGUUUCUGGGUAAAACGAUACGAUACCCCUCUUGGUUGGAACGCGACGACCCGAUACCCUGUUGAAUAUUUUUAAUAAUGUAAUUUUUCCAGGUUUUCCAGUCUGGGCAACGGUAAUAAUGAUGUUUCUAUCUGGUGGUUG
Molecule: messenger RNA, 1492 nt
Organism: Podospora bellae-mahoneyi
Lineage: Eukaryota; Fungi; Ascomycota; Sordariomycetes; Sordariales; Podosporaceae
Exons: 2
Coding region: 659-1123 (154 amino acids)
Source: RefSeq, a predicted model, not a curated record